AUGGCACACUGUCGUCACCAUCCACUCGUGCUGCUUUGUUCACUCUUUGUGUUCCUUCCCUCGAUCCUCGCCCAGACCGCCGACUUCAACUUGCCUCUCAGGGCUAUCAACCUCGGAAAUUGGCUCGUCACUGAGGGGUGGAUGAUGCCUUCUCGGUUCGAUGGGCUCAUUGGACAGCUCUUGGAUGGGGCUCAAGUGCAGUUCAAGUCGACGCAGCUGAAAAAAUUCCUGUGCGCUGAAGGCGCCAACAUAGUCAUCAAUCGCGACCGGGCCGCUGGCUGGGAAACUUUCAGGCUGUGGAGGAUUUCCGACACUAAAUUCAACAUCAGAGCUUUCAACAAGAAUUUCGUUGGAUUGAAAGACAAAAAAAUAGUGAUUGCAGAAGUUUAUGGUACUCCGAGUGCCUCGGAAACUUUUGAAAUUAUAAGGAACCCGAACCGUCCCAAUCGAGUGCGACUCCAAGCAUCUAAUGGGUUGUUUCUCCAGGCAAAAACACCGACAUCAGUGACAGCAGAUUAUAAUGGAGAUACGAAUUGGAAUGAUAAUGACCCGUCCAUCUUCGAUAUAAACAUUGUUGGUGGCUUACAAGGCGAAUACCAGAUAACAAAUGGCUAUGGCCCCAGUACUGCCCCACAACUCUUACGGGAUCAUUGGAAUAAUUACGUUACCGAGCAGGACUUCCGAUUUAUGGCGACCAAUAAUGUAACUGCCGUGAGGAUUCCGGUAGGAUGGUGGAUUGCAUAUGAUCCAACACCGCCGAAGCCUUUUGUGGGAGGCUCGCUGUAUGCACUGGACAUGGCUUUUACAUGGGCAGAGAAUUAUCGUAUGAAGGUAAUAGUUGAUCUCCAUGCUGCUCCAGGGUCGCAAAACGCCGAAUCUCAUAGUGCGACGAGGGAUGGAUUUGUGGAAUGGGGUGACUCUUACAUUCAGGAGACUGUGAAAGUUAUAGAAUUCCUGGCAGCAAGAUAUUGCAACCGCUCAGCAUUGGUCGCAAUUGAGCUGAUGAACGAGCCUCGAGCCCCAGAUGUCAAGUUGAAUGAUCUUAUUGAUUACUACCGGUUAGGUUAUGAGGCUGUGAGGAGGUACACUAUGGAUGCUUAUGUGAUCCUGUCCAACCGGUUGGGACCAGCAGACCCACUAGAGCUCUUUCAAUUUGUGAGAGGCUUGAGCCGAGUGGUUAUCGAUGUACAUUACUACAACCUCUACGAUCCGAAGUUUAAGCAGUGGAAUCUGCAGCAGAACAUUGGCUACAUCUAUGUCGAUAGAGAGAAUGAUCUGAGCAAAAUAACCCAAAAAAGGGGCCCCUUGAGCUUUGUUGGGGAAUGGACCUCCGCAUUGGACUUCGAUGGGGCAACAAAGGAGGAUUCGGGGAGAUUCGCCAAGGCCCAGCAAGACGUGUACAGGCAGGCCACUUUCGGGUGGGCGUAUCGGUCUUAUAAGUGCCACUACGAUACCUGGAGUCUCGAACAGAUGAUUGAAGACGGUCUUAUAAAGAUCGUAGCUUGAUUCUGUUCCGUAGUUCGUCAUGCUCAUCAAGCGAGUCAUGUCAUCAUGAGUACUAAGAAUAAAAGGUUUCGGAGC
Messenger RNA from Eucalyptus grandis, 1581 nucleotides. RefSeq names its product probable glucan 1,3-beta-glucosidase A. The coding region runs from base 1 to 1506 and encodes 501 amino acids. The transcript has 8 exons. The record is from RefSeq and is a predicted model, not a curated record. Gene Ontology annotation, cellular component: cytoplasm; actin cytoskeleton. Gene Ontology annotation, molecular function: actin filament binding; hydrolase activity, hydrolyzing O-glycosyl compounds. Lineage: Eukaryota; Viridiplantae; Streptophyta; Magnoliopsida; Myrtales; Myrtaceae. Gene Ontology annotation, biological process: carbohydrate metabolic process; cell migration; establishment or maintenance of cell polarity.